CGAAGCUGGGGGAAGAAUGCGCAGGGCCUUGUGGGUAGAAGGGGAGGGCAGGAAACAGCGCUCUUGCCUGGGGAGGGAGGCUUCCGGUUCCGGCGGGGCCUGUGCGAGUUGCAGCCUGGCAGGGGCCCCCCUACCCCCUCCCCAGUAGGACCAGAAACUCCCCCCCGCGCGUAUCCUGGGGGCGAGGCAAGGGCCAGGGGGCUUCCCCCCCACACCCCAAUCUCGUUGCACAGGGACCAGCCCCUGCCUGGGGCGCGGAGGAGGCUGGGGCAGCGCCACAUACCGGCAGUGCCCCCUCCCGGGCGGAGAUGGAAGCCAAUGCAGCAAGCGACGAGGGUGUGCAUUUCCAGAGCUACCCUUUCGACUUCUUGGAGUUCCUGAACCACCAGCGCUUUGAACCUAUGGAGGCCUACAACCACGAGCACGCCAAAGCAGUUGCCGCCCUGCCCUGCCCUCAGCCGCAGUACGAGUACGCCCAGCCACCCGCUGCAGCCCCACCGGCCCACUUCGACCGUGUCACUGGCGCUGUUGGCACUUCCAAGCCCAAAGCCGAGGGCCCGUCGUCGUCCUCUUCCUCGUCCGCUUCUGCUGCUAACAUUCAAGUCAAGAAGGCUGAAGCCGGGGCACCUGCACUGCCGCAGCAGCCCCAGCCGCCACAGCAGCAGCCCCCGUACAGCGCCACAGCAGUGGUUCCAUCAGCAGGUCAGCCCCUCUUUGAUAGCACAGCUGCUGCUGCUGCUGCCGCCGCUGCCACCUACAACACCCCCCAGUGGGGCAUCGUGGAUCUCUCUGGCCACCAGCAUCUCUUCAGUAGCCUGAAACGGGGACAGGCACCCCCACCGGCCAGCGCCACCGUAGCUGCCGACAGCCAGGCAGGCAAGGACGACAAGAACUACUUCAGGCGCUUAAAAUACUUCAUCGACCGUCGCUUCCCGUGCGGGGUGUGCCAGAAGUCGUUCAAGCAGUCCUCCCACCUGGUGCAACACAUGUUGGUGCACACAGGCGAGCGGCCGUACGAGUGUACCACCUGCGGGCGCACCUACAACCACAUCUCCAGCCUCAUCCGGCACCGCCGCUGUCACAAAGACACCGAGGAUGCCACAGCAGCUGCCAAUGCGGCGGCUGCCAAUGCAGUGGCGGCGGCGGCGGCAGCAGCUGCCGCCGCUGCAGCUGCAGCUGCCACCAACACAACCGCCACUCCUGGUUCCGAGGGAGCAGCCCAGCCUCCCGCCCAAAGCAGCAACCCUCAGGUGGCAUCAGCACCAGCUGGGGCGACUGCUGCAUCCGCCCUUGGUGCUGCCAUAGCUCAGGCUGAAGGCCCUUUCACCUGCUCUCUCUGCUGGAAGGUCUUCAAGAAGCCAAGCCACCUGCACCAGCAUCAGAUCAUCCACACUGGCGAAAAGCCAUUCUCCUGCUCCAUCUGCCAGAAGAGCUUCAACCGUCGCGAGAGCCUGAAGCGGCAUGUACGGACCCACUCAGACCUGUUGCGGGUACAGUGUGGUGUGUGCGGCAAGGAGUUCCGGGAUGCCUCCUACCUGCUCAAGCACCAGGCGACGCAUGCCCCACCGGGAACCAUCCCACCACGGCCAGAGUACAAGUGUGACAUCUGUGGCAAGGGCUACGUGGCUCCCCAGAACCUCCUGCGCCAUCGGCAGCUGCAGCACGAGGGCGCCCAACUGGCAAAAGACGGCACCAACGCUAGUGCCCUGUCCUACCUGCCGCCAGGAGCUUACCUUCUUCCACAAGACCCACAGGCCCCAGGCUCCGAGGGAGAUACCAAGCCAAUGUCCUAUGGGCUUCUGGGUGCCCAUCCGCUGCUGGUGGGAACAGCGGCAGGGAAGAACUUCUGUUGUGGUAUCUGUGGCCGUGGCUUUGGGCGGCGGGAGACACUCAAGCGGCAUGAGCGGAUCCACACAGGCGAGAAGCCUCACCAGUGUGCAGUGUGCGGGAAGCGCUUCCGUGAAUCCUUCCAUCUCAGCAAGCACCACGUGGUGCACACACGUGAGAGGCCCUACAAAUGUGAGAUCUGCGGGAAGGUGUUUGGUUAUCCACAGAGCUUAACCCGGCACAAGCAAAUCCAUCGGCUGCAGCUGCCUUGCUCUUUGCCACCCAUGGGGCCCUCACUGACACCCAUGGGGCCUUCUCUGCCUCCACCUCCUGAAGGGCUGACCUAUGGCUGCUCUGACUGCGGAGAGCGCUUCCCUGAUCUCUUUCACGUCAUGAGUCAUAAGGAGGUCCAUGUAGCAGAGAAGCCAUAUCCUUGCGAUGUUUGCGGCAAAUGCUUUGGGUUCAUCGAGAACCUCAUGUGGCACAAACUCGUCCACCAGGCUGCUCCUGAGCGGCUCCUCCCACCGGAUGAGACAGCAGCAGCAGUGGCGCCCCUGGAGAACGGGCUGGCUAGCGGUGACAACAUAGCGUCUUAUGAAGAUCACCACCCCACCUUGCCGAGUGGAGAACGCUUCUCCUGCUCCAUCUGUGGCCAGACCUUCAAGCAUUUCCUGGGGCUCGUGACCCACAAGUAUGUGCACCUGGUACGUCGCACAUUGGCCUGUUCAGUCUGUGGACAGAGCUUCGCGGGGGCCUAUGACCUCCUGCUGCAUCGCCGCACCCACCUGCAGAAGCGCCAUUUCUCUUGCCCGGUCUGCGGCAAGCGCUUCUGGGAGGCCGCCCUGUUGAUGCGCCACCAGCGCUGCCACACCGAGGAGCGCCCAUACCGCUGUGCCGUCUGUGGGCGCGGCUUCCUGCGCUCGUGGUACCUGCGCCAACACAAAGUGGUCCAUACCGGUGAGCGUGCCUACAAGUGCGCCCUCUGCAACAAGCGCUUUGCCCAGUCGUCCAGUCUGGCCGAACAUCAGCGCCUUCAUGUGGUCGCUCGGCCUCAGCGCUGCCCCACCUGCGGCAAGACCUUCCGCUACCGCAGCAACCUUCUGGAGCACCAGCGGGUGCACCUGGGCGAGAAGGUCUACCGCUGCGACCGCUGCUCCAAGAGCUUCUUCUACCUGUCCUCCAUCCUGCGCCACCAGCGCUCCCACGAUGCCAAGCGCGAGUUGCGAUGUGGGGCCUGCCUCAAGCUCUUCAAAGACCCCAAGUAUUUCAGCAAACACCUCCAGGCCCACCAGGGUGGGCGGCCCUUCAAGUGCAGCACCUGCGGGGAAGCCUUCUCCAACACCUAUGGCCUCAAGAAGCACCGCCACAUCCACAAGAUGGAGCGCUUUGCUGCCAUGGCGGCCCACAAGGAACAGCCCUAGGGUUGGAGUGGUGGCAGAGAAGAUAGGCCGCCCUUACCCUGGUACCCUAGGUGGGAAAUGAAGGUAGUUCCAGGCUAUGGUGAGCCAUAAGGGCAGGGGUUUCCAUAAAGUAAGGCAGAGGCACAUGUUAGCAGUGAGAUGCCACAGUUGGGGGUGGAUUUGGGGGGAAUCAGCCCUUUAGAGUAAUGAGUGCUUGGGUGGGGCAAGCCAUGUUGAACCAGAGAUUGGAAUGCAGGAGGGCCUAUGUGGUAAGAGGUGUCAAUGGCCUGCUGGACCUCUGCUACCAAACAGAUAGGUGGGCAUAGUCCUGUCCACCCUGGAUUUCCUAUCAUGAAUGUUGGGGCAGGGUGUGUGUGAGGAGAUGGCUGCCACAGAAGGGACCCAUUCUUUUCAAAAAAUGGAUGCAAUGUUGAGGGUGGAAGCAGAGGCUGGGGAAGGCCAGGAAUCCACAAAUGUAAACUUAGCUCAGUACCCCACCAUUAUGUGGUCUUUACCAAUCCCAUCUCUUCCCUCAGUUCCUUUUCUGGCACACAGACUUAGGAGAGAAGGAGGUCUUCUGUCAUUGUAGUAGCUAUGAAGAUGGUGAGAAACAGGGAGAGCUUUGAUCUACUGUUCAGAGGGGAUCCCUGCAGUUUCUUACCUUUUCAAAAAUGGCAGUGAAAACAAGACCGCUGGGGUGGAGAGGUGUGUGGUGUUUGGCACUCGCCACUGGCGAUCUGGCAAGUGGGUUUGUAGAUGCCUGGGGAUGGCAGUGGUGGAAUGGAAGUGUGUCUGGUCCAAUCGCUCACCAACUGGGAUCCCAUUUGCAGGAGAAAAGGGUGCUUCCUGCCCUCUGCCUUUAGCCAGAAUGGGAUAUUAGAGCCAAUUCAUACAUUCAGGAAAAAUAAGAAGUGGUACAGUCCUCCCAGACGGCUUGCCAAACUUUUGUGUGAAUUCAGCCUCUAAUCUAGGCCAUGUGGCUGUUACCUUCUUUUUAGGGGAAGAUGUUAAUCUGCAUGUUUGCUUCACAUUUAUAAAGACAGUUGGCCAACUGUUCUCAUUUUAAGAUAGUGGGACCUGGCUGUUGAUAGUUGUAUGCAUUACCUGAGUAGAAACUUAGAGGAGGCUGUUGAAACCAUGAUGUCAUGUAUGAUGCAGUACAGUCAAGAUCCUGCCUACCUCCAGGACUACCAGUUCAUGUUGUAGCUGGAGGUUGACAUCUUUCAGUACUCCCUCAUGUUAUAAUAAAUAUCCCCUACCCAUAGGGCAGGAUCCAGGCUAAGUUAGUCAUGACUAAACACCACUGAAAUAAAUGUAUGUUAGUCAGAACUAAUUUGCCCCUUUCAUUUUGAAUGGGACUUAGUCAUGACUAGCUUAAUCUAGAGUCUGCCCUUAGAAAACAUGCAAGUCUGGGGAAAGCCCUCUGUCUAGCCUUCUCCUUCAUAUGAUGGAUUUCCACAUGCAAGUGCAAGGACUGGAUAAGAAGGACCAUUUCAGCAUAUCAUUCCCCCAUAUGAAUCCUGAAGUGGUACAGCCCCAGGAGGACAGUAUCAUGUGCUCUUUUUGAAAUGUUUGAAUUGGCCCCCAGAGUGAGCCAAUUAAAAUGUUUUUGAAUGUUUGAAUUGGCAGGAAAUGCAAAAGUUCAGUUGUCCCUAUUAAAAAAAAGUGUGGUGUGGGCCUUCCCUCUUGGGCAGGGUUCUACAACUUUGGCCCUCCUGCAGAUGUUAGACUACCACUCCCAUAAUCCCUAACUAUUGGCCUCUGUGGCUGAAGAUGAUGGGAGUUGUUGUCCAGAAACAUCUGGAGGGCCGAAGCUGUGCAGCCCUGCUCUUGGAUGAGCAGCUAGUGCCUCUUCUUCUGUGCUCCUGCGUGCUGGGAUUCUCACUAAAGCCAUUACACCCUUACAUUCUGUGUAGAUACACCCUCCAGCAUUAAUGCCUAAUACCUUCCCUUGAGGCUGGAGUGGGGUGGACCUGGAUUGGGGGCUGUGGUGGGGCCGUUGCCCAAGUAAAGGCCCAUACCACUUGUUAAAAGUUACUCCCUCACCACCACCACCUGCAGCCAGUUGGGAGGGCAGCAGACGGGACUGCUGGCUCCACAUACCAGGCCUUGGUUGUAUGUUGCUUUUGCUAACCAGCCCAUGCAGCAGUUCACCCAUAUUCCUGUUUCCCCCAACUCCUAGUCUGAGCCACCAGCUCAUCUUUUGGUGGCAUUUCUUGUGCUCCCCACAAAUUAAAUCAAGCGCAGACUCCUGAAUCUGGGCUGGAAUUCCCCAUAGUCAUAUCUUCAUCCUCAGCUCUGUCACGGAACAACCCCCAUCUCAACCCCCAACCCCCAGAGAUAAGAUAUGGACAAAAAGACCCCUGCGUCUUCUUCUGCUCCGUGCCUCCCAGAGCCCCUCUGCAUCCCUUUCUCCCUUCAGCAGAUUGCAUAGGGUACAGGGCUGGUCACUCUGUAACUCUGGGCUGACAGGAGAGGAUGCUAAUCUGCUACGCAUAACCAAAGAGUUUUAAAAGCAACCCCCCCCGCCCGCCCCUUGUGAAUAGUGGGCACUAUGUGGGCAAUUCCUUUUGGAGCACUCCAUUUUUUUCUUUCUUUCAGGUGGCAAUAUCAAAGGUGCCUCCUUGCAGUUUCUAGCCUCCCAUCACCAUUUCAAGGCAGGAAUCACUCAUGGUAAGUGACUCCAGAGUGAUUCCAGAGUGAUUGUCCGGUAGCUGGAAGAGGGAAUGAGGACACAGCCAGACUAGAGAUUGCUUGGCAGAGAUUGCUUGGAGAAUUGCGAUAGAAGCAGACUCUGCUGAGGAGGGACUGCAUUCCUUAAAGGAAACCCUACAGCACCUGGUGGUCCAUUUUAACAGGCUAGAGGAGAAGGGUCAUGGGCCAAGAAUGUGAUGUUCAAGUCCUUAGGAGAAAAAGAACCCCAUGGCAAUAGGGUGUGAUUCCACCACAAUUCCCAAGAUAGGUCAACCCAUGGACAACACUUCUUGUUUAUGAGGAAUCCAACCCACUUAGACUGCUUCCAGUGGGGGCUGAUACUGGCUGAUUCUGUUUUAUCUAUAUCCGGAAGUUGAAAGUCUAAAUUUGUAGCUUAAAUCCACUGGAUUUUUCCUAUGGUGUUGGCUCUACCUCUACCUGCCUUAUGUGGAAACUUUUUUUCCAUAUAAAUUUCUUCCCUCCCUGGCUUCAUAAUUUGCCAGUAGAACUGAGUUUUAACAUUAGAUCCCCCCCCCCUUUUCUGAAUACAAUGCACACUUUAUUCAUACCAGCUUAGUAGGGACAGAUGCUUUUAUGUUUAGUGGUGCGUUGCUUCCACAGAAACCCCACUGAAAAGAAUGGAACCCCACCCCACUUCUCCAUGGUAAUCUUUUCUUACAGUCAGGACUGUUGUUUAUAUAUCCCCCAUCCUUUUAAACUGGAUAAAAUGAAUUCACUGCAAUUCAUCCAUUAGGCAAUGUGUCUGUUGAUUUGCUGAGUUGUAGCUUCCCAAGUGGCCAAAGAUGGAAUGGAGGAAAACACUUUUUGCUUUCUCAGGCAGCCUAAGAGAAACUGUUGUGUUCCAAAAUGAUUAAAAUGUCUGCUUUUGGUUCAAACAUAUAGGACUUCCAAGGGAAAUUCUCUUAGAAUAAUGUAUAGGCCUAGUAAGAGAUGGUAUCAUGGUUGACAGUGAAAUUCUGCUUCAACCGCAAAAUUGAUUUUAUCCUAUUCAGCCAGUCCUUAUCCAUUGAAGAAUAGUUGCCUGUUUCCUGCAGAUAAAAUGUAGUCUGACCCUCUUACACUUUUAAAAAAAUGUCUGACCUCACUUAAUAUUAACAAGUUAACCUUAACACCCUUUAAUCACUCUUUUGUACACAUAACCAAGAUGAUUAAAAAGUGGCAAACGUGUUUGUUGGGAAGGGGAGAUUUCCAUCUCCCCAACCCUGUCUUUUAGGGCAUAUGUACAGAUGAAGAGGGGACUUUGAGAGAACAAAAUAGCUGCUGAUUCUUUUCCAGCCAAAUGUGUUGUAACAGAGAGCUGGUAUGAAGUAUUUGUGAACAAAGAUGCACAAAGCAUCUGACCUGAUGCUUGUUGGAUUAGAGCUGUUUAAGAAAGUAAGCUUUCACCCAUUCUUUUCAGCAGCCAUUUUGUUUUUCCAGCAUACUUUCCUGUCCUCUGUUGUGGUUGGGAUUUGCUUACUAGACAUUAAAUGACCACAUGGCCCCUAAAAUGUAUCACUCUUUCAUGAAAGAUCCUAGCUAGGAAUGGGUUCUGAUCUCUCUGGAAGAAUUGAGGAUGGGGGUGGGGUCUAAUUGCUUUUAGAGCCAGGAGCCAGGGAGGCAAUGUUCUGUGGCUUGAAUUUUUGAGGAGAGGCAUGUAGGGACGAGUGAGUCAAGAAGAUGGAAGCAUUAUGUUUUCAUUUCUGGAUGGGAAACGGAGUUCAUCUGAAGACUGACUCAGAAUGCAAUGGUGAGUUGCCAGUCAUCUGUCCCACUGCACUGCCCAGCCUGUUUUGCUCCCAAAUGGAUUUUUGGCUCUGAAUUCUGCGUUGCUUGGAUGCUUAUUUUCCUACAGACCCUCACUGACCUUAAUGCUUUGUCUGCUGUGGACUGAAUAGGGGAUGGGGAAGCUACACCAGGCAUAUCCAGACGAAGUCCCAUUGAAAUGAAUGGGACUUAAGUUGAUCAAGACUACAUUGUCUCAUUUGUUUCAAUGGUGUUGGGUCAUGACUGACUAGUCCAGAAGUUGCCCAUCAUGUUUUUCCUAGCGUUGGACCUGACUUUUAAAGAUGCUACCAGACACUUGCAGUACCAUCUUCUGAGACUAUCUUCAGCCCUUCCCUUCUUUGGAGGACUUGGGAUUCUGUGGGAGGACUUGGGAUUCUGUGGUUCUGACUGCAGCAAGGUGUUUCCCCCACACUCCCCCCGUCAUCCCACACUGGCCAAACUUGAAGGUGAACAAAUUUGAGAGAGGACUCAAACAUCCCCAGGCUGGUGACUGCUGCAAACUCUGGAUGAAGAGUCACGCCGCCUCAACCCAUUGCUAUCCUGUUAGCAGAUGACCUUUUAUAUUAACAUGGAUAUAUAAAUACAUACAUUUAUAUAUAAAUAUUCCUUUUCUAACUACCCCUUUCUCCCAUUGGCCACAGAGAGCAGGAAGUGCAGUUCUUUUGGUGCCAAGGUUCAAGUCCCCUAUGAUAACAAGUGUACUAAAAUAUGUAUAGGACCCUCUCAUUGUCCAUGCAGCUGAUGUGCCUGGACUGAUAACCUCUCCCUUCCUCCCUUGUUGUGCCCCUUGGGAAUUGUACAGUGUGUGUUUUUCUCAGUUGGGUGGGGGACGGGAGGGUCUUUGUGUUUUAAACCAAGCAAUUGUUCAAAAGUGUCUGAUCUACAAUGUACAGACUAAACAAACAUUAAAAAAGGAGAAAAGAAUGGGGGAAAUGUAUGUACCAUCCAUUGAAAGGAGGUCAGGCUUGCUUAUUUUGUUAAGUUGGUGUGAGGGGACUCCAGAACUCAGGGGAGUGUCCCUUUAGGAACCAGAAUGGCUGGGCCUACUGGGCAGGGCUUCUUGAAGUGCAAGUAGUGGGACCAUAAGAGUAUCUUUGGAGCAGGGAAAUAGCUACAACAAAAAGGGGUGUGGGGCAAGUGACCCUGGGCCCCCGAGGAGGGCCUAUUGCUGGCUGGUGACUGCUCUCACUCGUGCCGCUUCCAAAAAGAAAGUGGAUAGGGACCUGUUUUCACUUUUGUAUUACAGGCCCCCUCCAACAUUGUUAUGCCCCCGAUUUGGAGCCAACAGGUGGAUGGUUUAUGGUAGCCAAAAAAAGAAACAAUGAAAAAUCGGGGAAUAAAGAUUUAGAGUAGAGUUUCUCAAACUUCAGUCUCUAGUUGCUGGACUACACUUCCCAUUAGUCCCAGCCACACACCAGCCUUUGACCAUUGUUGCUGGGCUUGAUGGGAGUCGUACUCCAACAUCACAGUGGAAUGAUGUGGUAGGAUAGAUUGUACCACUUCAGACGGUAGGUAGGGGAAUACUGAAUGUUCUCUGGGUGGGGGAGAUCCUUCUGAAUAGAAGAAAGGCACAUCGGGAAGAAAGGUUCUAAUCCAGUGAAUGCUUAAGAGUCUGAAGUGGUGCUCCCCAUUCUAACACCUCAUUAUGCUGUUUGUGUAGGACAAGGACAGGUGGAGACUUGUAUUGCCCUCCUACAGUUCUGUAUUCUCCCACCCCCUGCCCAGCCAGUCUGGUUACAAAAGGUAGUGCCCCCUGUACCCCAUGAAGCAAACUGAGUUUUUAACAUCUGGGACUUCCCUGGCCAGUUCUCAGGUUUAUUACGAGCACCGUUCUGACACUGGGUAUGAAGUUGUGGGCAUGCUUGAAGAAACGCAGGGUGAAAUCUCACUACCGUUGAAAAGAAAAACAAGCUGAAGUCCCUUCCCAGAAAUUGGGCAUGCUGAAGCAGAGGGUACCAGCAGCUUACCUCCUUCCUCUAUCAAGUCUCAUUCCAGAACAGAAAAUGAGAGUUGUAGGUGAAGCCAUAUGCAACCCAGUAGAAGCAAAAUGCUGCAGCUUUCAGAAAUACAACACAAUUUUAAAACUGUAAUUUAACACAUUUUCAGAGUUUGCUUUUGAAAUUAAAAUUUGAGGAAUACUUACAAAAAAUAAAACAUCUUGAUGAAAUUUAAGGAAAUAAUGAGAGCAGUAUCUUUGCCAAAUGAAAUAAUGUUACACCUUGUUUUUUUGCCCUGUCCCCAUACGUCUGGUGAGAUUGAAAACAAUCCAAAUAUCAAAUACAAUUAUUGCAAGCAAAUGAAUCAGGAGAAUCUGAGGGGGGAAACUACCCACGCUGGCUUCAUUUCAGCUUAUCCUCAGCAAGAUAGGAGGAGUUGCAGAAGCAGGACAGAAUCACGCUUAACAGAUUUGGUUUUCAGUUGUCUACUCAAAGCCUGAUCAAUAUCUGGAAAGUUCUAUAUCAGAGACAUGAUAAAAAGCUGCCUAAUGCUACUUGUGCAUAUCUGUAACUCCUACCAUAAAGACUCCUGUGACACUUCAGUGUGAAGGGGCUACUUUUUUUAAAAAAAGACUUCUUACAUGUUCAGCUGCCAUCAGAAAUGGAAUGUUAGUCCUGGUGAUAACUCAAGGCACACACACACCCUCCAAAAAAAAAAUUUUUUUUUUCAAUUGAAAUCAGACAUGUUGAGUACUGAUCUGGAUAUGUUUUGAGACCCUUGGCCCAGUUUACCUAGAUAAACUAAUAUCCAUUUGUGCUGCGUGUGGAAAAUGGCCACAAUACUCCCAUCCAUGGAGAAAACCACAAAGAUCUUAAAAGGUUUAUAUUACAUGAUGCACACUGAAAAAAGCAGAACUGAGAAUGCUUAGUUGUUAUUAAAAAACAACAUAGUUUCAUAACGUCAACGUAAAAUGGAAAACGUUUUUUACUGCAUCUGAAGGAAAGACAAGACAGGAUCUACACCGAUGAAAAUAUUCGGACUGGAUGUUUAGGCAAAAUUUCUUGUGAAAUACACAAUGUCACCUCUGAUUCUCUCAUAAAGGUAAAGUGCUAUCAAGUCUAUUUUGACUCCUGGCUCCCACAGAGCCCUGUGGUUUUCUUUUGGUAGAAUACAGGAGGGGUUUACCAUUGCCGCCACCUCCUGCGUAGUAUGAGAUGCCUUUCAGCAGCAUCUUAUAUCACUGCUGCCUGAUAUAGGUGUUUCCUAUAGUCUGGGGAACAUAACAGUAGAGAUUCGAACUGGUAACCUUCUGCUGGUUAGUCAAGCAUUUCCCCGCUGUGCCACUAAGGUGACUGGUUCUCUCAUAGGGAAGCUUUUUCUUUUCUUUUGUAAGAUCAUGCAGUGUUCUUUCUAGUUAAGUUUUUGCAUCAGGAUUAUAUGUAAAUUUACCAGUGUCUGUCCUGUAAUAAACUCUUUUCCCCUUAA
Hemicordylus capensis (graceful crag lizard) is the source of this 11132-nucleotide messenger RNA. It is a transcript of the gene ZNF865, whose product is annotated as zinc finger protein 865. The record is from RefSeq and is a predicted model, not a curated record. The transcript is spliced from 2 exons. Lineage: Eukaryota; Metazoa; Chordata; Lepidosauria; Squamata; Cordylidae. Bases 309 to 3248 code for a protein of 979 amino acids.